AUGCCCGUCCGGAAGCAAGACGCCCGCCGCGCCCUGGGCCUGCUGGAGGACUACCGGGCCAAGCUGAGCCCGCUGGAGGACGACCGGCCCCUGCGCAGCUCCGUCGAGAGGGUCAUCGGCAUCUUCCAGAGCGGCCUCUUCCAGGCCCUCAUCGAUAUUCAAGAAUUUUAUGAAGUGACUCUUCUUGACAAUCCCAAAAGCGUUGAUCACUCAAAGCAAACUGAAUUAGUGCAGCCGGUCAACACCUGGGACUUCUCUAGCCUUCCAAGCACAACAGUGACGUCCGAAACUUUGCCGAGCAGUCUUAGUCCAGCCACAGAGAGAUCUCCCUCUCAGGAUGGUGGCCCCCCUCCUUCUCCACUGGAGCACGGCAGUUGCCUGCCUUCCAGCGAGGUGCCUGUCCCCGAGCUUGUUCACGUGUCUGAGAAGAACCUUUCACAAGUGGAGAAUGUACAUGGAUUUGUUUCUCACUCUCAUAUUUCACCAGUCAAGGCAAAUCCUCCCCCACUGGUGGUCAACACAGAGGCUCCGGAGACCCCAACCUAUGUCAAUGGCACGGAUGCAGAAUAUGAAUAUGAAGAAAUUACUCUGGAACGGGGCAAUUCUGGUCUUGGCUUUAGCAUUGCAGGAGGAACGGACAACCCCCACAUUGGGGAUGACUCCAGUAUAUUCAUUACAAAGAUUAUCCCAGGGGGAGCGGCAGCACAGGACGGGAGAUUGCGGGUGAACGACUGCAUUUUGCGUGUUAACGAGGUGGACGUCCGUGACGUGACACACAGCAAGGCCGUGGAAGCUUUGAAGGAGGCUGGUUCCGUGGUUCGGCUCUAUGUCAAGAGAAGGAAGCAAGUCACAGAAAAAAUCAUGGAGAUAAAGCUUGUUAAAGGCCCCAAAGGUCUUGGCUUCAGCAUAGCGGGGGGUGUUGGAAAUCAGCACAUCCCCGGAGACAACAGCAUCUACGUCACCAAAAUCAUUGAAGGAGGGGCGGCACACAAGGAUGGCCGACUCCAGAUUGGAGACAAGCUUCUGGCCGUAAACAGUGUUUGCUUAGAAGAAGUCACACAUGAAGAAGCUGUAACUGCCUUAAAGAACACCUCGGACUGUGUUUAUCUCAAAGUGGCAAAACCCACUAGCAUGUUCAUCAAUGACACUUACACUCCUCCGGACGUCACCAACUCGUAUCCUCCGCCGCAUAUUGACAACCAUAUCAGCCCACCAACCUACCUGGGACAUCCCCUCUCACCUGCGUCGCCAGGAAGAUCCUCCCCCAUUCCCAAGGGGAUGCUUGGAGAUGAUGAGAUAACCAGGGAGCCGCGGAAGGUGGUACUCCAUCGAGGAUCCACAGGGCUUGGCUUCAACAUCGUGGGUGGGGAAGACGGAGAAGGAAUUUUUGUCUCUUUCAUCCUUGCAGGAGGACCUGCAGAUCUAAGCGGCGAGCUCAGGAAAGGAGACCGCAUAAUUUCGGUAAAUGGUGUGGACCUCACAGCUGCAACUCAUGAAGAGGCAGCAGCUGCCUUGAAGAAUGCAGGCCAGGCGGUCACGAUUGUGGCCCAGUACCGUCCAGAAGAAUACAGCCGUUUUGAAGCAAAAAUACAUGACUUGAGAGAGCAAAUGAUGAACAGCAGCAUCAGUUCAGGAUCUGGGUCCCUGCGGACCAGUCAGAAGCGGUCCCUCUAUGUCAGAGCACUCUUUGACUAUGACAAGACUAAAGACAGCGGCCUCCCCAGCCAGGGGCUGAACUUCCGGUUUGGUAACAUCCUGCACGUCCUCAAUGCUUCUGAUGACGAGUGGUGGCAGGCCCGGCUGGUCAUGCCCAGUGGGGAAAGCAAUGAGGUUGGCGUGAUCCCAAGCAAGCGCAGGGUUGAGAAGAAAGAACGAGCCCGUUUAAAAACAGUGAAAUUUAAUUCUAAAGCAAGAGGUGACAAAGGGCAGUCAUUCAAUGACAAGCGUAAAAAGAACCUCUUUUCCCGAAAAUUCCCCUUCUACAAGAACAAGGACCAGAGUGAGCAGGAGACCAGUGAUGUGGACCAGCACAUAACGUCCAACGCCAGUGACAGUGAAAGCAGCUACCGUGGCCAAGAGGAGUUCGUGUUGUCUUACGAGCCUGUCACUCAACAAGAAGUCAGUUACACUCGGCCAGUGAUUGUUCUGGGACCUAUGAAAGACAGGAUAAAUGAUGACCUGAUAUCUGAAUUUCCAGACAAAUUUGGAUCGUGUGUUCCACACACCACUCGACCAAAACGGGACUACGAGGUGGAUGGGCGGGAUUACCACUUUGUGAUAUCCCGAGAACAAAUGGAAAAAGAUAUUCAGGAUCACAGAUUCAUUGAAGCUGGACAGUACAACAACCAUCUCUAUGGGACAAGCGUUCAGUCUGUGCGAGAAGUAGCUGAAAAGACUAAGCACUGCAUCCUGGAUGUCUCAGGAAAUGCCAUCAAAAGGCUUCAGGUGGCUCAGCUGCAUCCCAUCUCCAUCUUCAUCAGACCGAAAUCAGUGGAGAACAUCAUGGAAAUGAAUAAGCGAUUAACAGAUGAACAAGCUCGAAAGACAUUUGAGAGAGCCAUGAAGCUAGAACAAGAAUUCACGGAACAUUUUACAGCGACCGUGCAAGGGGACACACUGGAAGAGAUUUACAGCCAGGUCAAGCAGGUCAUUGAGGAGCACUCAGGCCCUUCCAUCUGGAUACCAGCCAAGGAGAAAUUGUGAAGGCUGGCCAGCC
Euleptes europaea (tarantolino) is the source of this 2716-nucleotide messenger RNA. It is a transcript of the gene DLG1, whose product is annotated as discs large MAGUK scaffold protein 1. Gene Ontology annotation, cellular component: neuron projection; postsynaptic density membrane; neuromuscular junction. The record is from RefSeq and is a predicted model, not a curated record. NCBI's taxonomy places the organism in Eukaryota, Metazoa, Chordata, Lepidosauria, Squamata, Sphaerodactylidae. The transcript has 24 exons. The coding region runs from base 1 to 2703 and encodes 900 amino acids. Gene Ontology annotation, molecular function: kinase binding. Gene Ontology annotation, biological process: chemical synaptic transmission; neurotransmitter receptor localization to postsynaptic specialization membrane.